CGUAAUUGUAUCAGACCAUUGUGUGCGGCAAGUGUUGCCAAUGCCGAAAAGGUGGAUGAAGAUGUCUCCAAUACACGAGGCUGGAUGGAAGCGCAAGUCGAACCGCCCCUCUAGGGCGAGCCUCCAGUCAGUCUCUCCGAUCAGAUGAUUAUGCCGAUAUUUUGAUUGUCCAGGAUACCACUUGAAUGUUUUAAAUGAUGACAUAUCGACGCGCUCGCAAGGACUAUAUAUCAUAAACUUACAUUUGAUACUCUCAAUGGAGCCUAAGGAGAUCUACGACCAAGUUAAUAAGCGGUACGGCUCAAUCGCCAAGAGCAGCACCGGCCAUUAUGAGCAAACAGUCGCGAAAGCCUUUGGAUACACAGAAGAAGAGCUCGCUGGCGUUCCCGAGGGUGCGAAUCUGGGAUUGAGCUGCGGCAACCCAAUUGCACUUGCAAGGCUGAGAGAGGCCGAAACCGUCAUUGAUCUUGGGUCUGGCGCUGGCUUCGAUGUGUUUGCGGCUGCAAAGAGAGUUGGCCCUAAAGGCAAGGCCGUCGGAGUUGACAUGAACAAGAAUAUGAUCGACAAGGCGAAUGCCAACAAAGCUCACACCAACGCCUUAAACGUCCAGUUUAUCGAGAGCGUCAUCACGUCCAUCGCGCUACCCGACAACACUGCUGACUGCAUCAUUAGCAAUUGCGUCAUCAACCUUAUCCCCGCAGAGGACAAACAGCUUGCAUUUAAUGAGAUGUUCCGACUACUCAAGCCCGGUGGACGAGUUGCCAUCAGUGACAUACUCGCGCGCAAAGAGUUUACCGAGGAUAUUAAGAAGAACAUUGCUCUAUAUGUUGGGUGCAUUGCGGGAGCUAGCGAGGUCAGCGAGUAUGAUGCGUUUCUCAAGAAUGCAGGCUUUAACGAUGUUCUCAUCGUGGACAGCAAGAAUGACUUGAAUGUGUACCUUACCGCCACCGAGACCAAACCAUCGUGUUGUGGAUCAGACGCCGUUAAAGAAGGAAAGGAGGUAUCGCCUUGUUGCAGUGUAGAGGCGAGAGAGAGUUGCUGCAAGCCGGAGAAAAAGGAGUCAUGCUGCGGAACUAACUCGUCGGCGUGUACUUGCCAGAACCAGACAAGUUCAAUGGCCAGUGAAGCCAGGACACUCGCUACUCAAUUGGGGAUCACAGACUUGAACGAAUGGGCAGGCUCCUUCCAGGUGUAUGCUGUCAAGCCGGCGGCGAACUGAGAGCGCCGUUGAAAUCGGUUGACGCCGCCGAUUGGAGGUUAAAAUUUUCCCAAACACAGGUCAGAAUGGUUUGCUAAACAAGCUUCAGACGCAUAAGCAGAGGUUAGAUAUACACAUCCGGUCGCAUUACCGGGCUGGUAGACUGUUAUAACCUGAUAGGAUUCUACAUACCACCCAACGUGCUGAACAUGAACAGCAUGUUACUUGGUUCCUUCAAUUCGAGAUAUACUAAAAAACUUCUCGCUUAGGAAGCACUAUAUACUGGUAGUUCCUAUUUAGUAUCCAAGUUAGAGACCAUAUAGUGCAUCUUCUAUGCUAACUUACAUCUCCUUAACUAAGAAUUACG
Molecule: messenger RNA, 1565 nt
Organism: Fusarium redolens
Lineage: Eukaryota; Fungi; Ascomycota; Sordariomycetes; Hypocreales; Nectriaceae
Product: SAM-dependent methyltransferase UbiE/COQ5 family protein
Exons: 6
Coding region: 257-1219 (320 amino acids)
Molecular function (GO): methyltransferase activity
Source: RefSeq, a predicted model, not a curated record